Messenger RNA from Opisthorchis viverrini, 1424 nucleotides. RefSeq lists its product as hypothetical. The transcript has 4 exons. The record is from RefSeq and is a predicted model, not a curated record. Gene Ontology annotation, biological process: regulation of DNA-templated transcription. The coding region runs from base 1 to 1290 and encodes 429 amino acids. Lineage: Eukaryota; Metazoa; Platyhelminthes; Trematoda; Opisthorchiida; Opisthorchiidae. Gene Ontology annotation, molecular function: DNA binding.
AUGGAUCUGACCCUAUUCGGCACAUGUGAUUCGCCCAUUGGUCAAGACAAACCUAGUUCAAAGCCUGAGCUGGACGAGACUAGCACAGUACCCGGGCUCAAGCCUUCAGUGCCAACGCUUGAGGAUCUCCUCACGACGAGCCCUAAAGAGAUUGACAGUGGCUACAAUUCACUCAGCUACAUUCCUUCGGACUCUGCUGGAGUUGAGAUGGAAACUCCCAGAUUGCCAUUCGAUUCACCCGUAUGCAAAAAGGAUUCUCCUCCAGUCGACAUGAGUUCUGCUGCUCCUCAAGCAUCUAACGAAACAUGGAACCUCGAUAAAGGCAGACCGAACGAGACAGCGAUUGCCGUCGCCUCAAUUAGCGAAUUCGCUUCAAUACCAACUGCCGUUGAGAAAGGCAUAAAUAAGGUCGAAGUUUGCGGUAGUUGCUCACCCACAUUGCCAUGGGAAGGACCGGAAAACGCUGCUGGUAUAGGAAUCGCACAAUCGGUACAUCCAAGUGGAAACGGGGAACCUCAGCUUGUGGUUUCAAUGCCGAACAUGCCAACCAGUGGUCAAGAGUUUUCAGAAAAGAGCAUUUCCAUACAGAGGAAUGACUCAAUUGCCACAUCCUAUACGAUGCACAAUGAAGAGAAUAGUUCUCCGACCAACUCAGAGCAGCCAGUCUCCUUCAGUGCAUUCCAGAUGAGACCACCACAGCAGUCAAAGCACCACGGGGACUACAGUAUUUUUCAGCUACCAUACAACGAAACUACUGGAUUGAACAAUGCUACCCAGCUGAAUGGAAUGCCUUUUACCAAUGAAGAUGCUAUUACUCUGCCCAGCGUAGCGCAAGAUAUAGGAUUUUCGCAACCCGGCAAUUUUGGUCUUGGCACUGAACGGUUUUGCGCGGACGAGACAGCUAAAAUAUACAGUGAUGUGGCGGAAGUCUAUAACGCUGACGAGAGAUCAAGCAAGAAUCAAGGUUCGUCUCGAAACAAACCGCUGAAUGAACUUGCUUCAAGUUUGAUGGAUCAGUGGUACUGUGGGCAUCUAGAUCAUCCCUAUCCAACAAAUGAGGAAAAAUGGCAAUUUGCUAUGCUGGGCGGUAUUACCGUGGCACAGGUCUCCUCAUGGUUCGCCAACAGGAGGACUCGCACUUCAAACACAAAACCGAAGAAAAAUCGUUCACUGCUCUUACGAAAACUACAAGACUUUUGCGGUGAACUGGAAAGAGCUAGCCAUGGGCUGCUGAAUGCGUCUGAGAUAGAACAGCGAUUUCAGGCGCUGUUCAACGAAUUCCAUCCUUAACUGCACAACCAUGACAACUGUGACACGAUGUCACGUAAUAUUCAACAUCUUGAACUCAGGACGUUUAUUUUUGUUUCUUUCGUAUUUGUUUCUACAGUGCUUUGAUUGAACGAUUUCGUUUUUGUUGAUCCAGA